CUGCAGCUCACCUUUGAAGCAGAAGCAAAAGCAGCUGAGCUGAGCUAGCUAUAGCCAUCACAGCAAGUGUCAGGUGGAAACUAGCUUAGAUAGAGAUGGCUCCGGCCUUCGUCUCCGACGAGCGCGCCGUCGCGGUGUCGGUGGAGAGGCUGUGGAAGGUCUGCUUGGACGUGCACUCCCUGCCCAAGGUCUGCGCCGGAUUCAUCGACGCCGUCGAGGUCGAGGGGAAUGGCGGGCCGGGCACCAUCCACAUCAUGAAGCUUAACCCUGCCGCGGACGCAGGGAGCGUAUACAAGACCAAAAUAGUGGUGUGCGACAGCGCAACUCACGUGCUAAAGGUUGAGGUGUUGGAGGUUAAGAGCAGGGUGGGCAACCUCAAGUCGCACUCGACGGAGACGAAGCUCGAGGCCACCGGCGACGCCACCUGCGUGGCCAAGCUCACGGUGGAGUACGAGCUCGAAGACGGCGCCUCGCUGUCGCCGGAGCAGGAGAAGAUGAUCGUCGACGGCUACUUCAGCAUGCUCCAGAUGAUCGAGGCGUACCUCGUCGCUCACCCUGCUGAGUACGCCUAAAAAUAUUGUGGUCAUGUUACUGUGGCGUGGUCGCAUGUGAGAAGAAUUAUUCUGUGUUUAAGGUUAUGUAAUAAUUUCAGUAUUGUGUUUUUGCUUCACGAGUGAAUAAAAUACACAUAAGAAUGUGUUGUGUUUGAUGGUUAAUAUAUAUGGAAGAUUGUGGAUCAGUGUAAAAGUAGAUUAGAAAUAUAAUAAUAUUUGUGAGUUUAUUUGAUUA
Oryza sativa Japonica Group (Japanese rice) is the source of this 789-nucleotide messenger RNA. RefSeq names its product major pollen allergen Bet v 1-D/H. Gene Ontology annotation, biological process: defense response; abscisic acid-activated signaling pathway. The record is from RefSeq and is a predicted model, not a curated record. Gene Ontology annotation, molecular function: signaling receptor activity; abscisic acid binding; protein phosphatase inhibitor activity. Gene Ontology annotation, cellular component: nucleus; cytoplasm. Lineage: Eukaryota; Viridiplantae; Streptophyta; Magnoliopsida; Poales; Poaceae.